ACAGCCCCUCUCUCCCGCCCUUCUGCCCUCCGCAAUUUCUUUUUUUGAAGUUAGAGUAGUGAUGCACAGAUAUGCGGAAACACUGUCGGCUUUCAACCCCCUUCGCGUCACCUCCAUAAACCUGUGACCCCGUACCGGAACGUUAAAUGACAUCUUGGCUUUCCUGGCGAAAGACAUGGCCCAUGGACAUGAACAUGGACACGAACAUGGUCACAGUAAAAUGGAACUUCCAGAUUAUAAACAAUGGAAGAUAGAAGGGACACCAUUAGAAACUGUACAGGAGAAGCUGGCUGCACGAGGGCUAAGGGAUCCAUGGGCCCGCAAUGAAGCCUGGAGAUACAUGGGUGGCUUUGCAAACAAUGUUUCCUUUGUUGGUGCAAUACUGAAGGGAUUCAAGUGGGGGUUUGCUGCGUUUGUGGUGGCUGUAGGGGCUGAGUAUUUCCUGGAGUCCCAGAAUAAAGACGAGAAGCAUCACUGAAGAUAAUGUCUGGAAGUAUCUUAGUGGCUUCUCAACUCUCAUAAAAACAAGAUUUCUUUACUGUAGCCUACUCAUCUAUGUGUUUGUCCAUUAAAGAAUACUAGUAAGAUUUAAUAAAAAAUACAUGUGCCAGUC
Artibeus jamaicensis (Jamaican fruit-eating bat) is the source of this 613-nucleotide messenger RNA. RefSeq names its product NADH:ubiquinone oxidoreductase subunit B3 (gene NDUFB3). Gene Ontology annotation, cellular component: mitochondrion. The record is from RefSeq and is a predicted model, not a curated record. Gene Ontology annotation, biological process: mitochondrial respiratory chain complex I assembly; electron transport chain. The transcript has 3 exons. NCBI's taxonomy places the organism in Eukaryota, Metazoa, Chordata, Mammalia, Chiroptera, Phyllostomidae. Bases 176 to 478 code for a protein of 100 amino acids.